AUGCCUUUCGUCAUCGACCUCAAGGGACAGACCGUCGUCGUCACCGGCGGCAACCGUGGUAUCGGUCUUGCCAUGAGCGAAGCCGUGGCUGCUGCGGGCGCCAACGUGGCCAUCUUCUACCGCUCGCACCCCAAGGCGCAGGAGGCGGCCGAGCAGGUGGCCAAGAAGCACGGCGUCAAGGUCAAGGCGUACCAGUGCGACGUCGGCGACGCUGAGCUGGUCAAGAAGACCAUGAAGCAGGCGCAGGACGACCUGGGCCAGAUCACCGGCCUGCUCGCCAACGCCGGUGUCUCGGUGGUCAAGCCCGCCGUGGAGCUGACCUCGGAGGACUUCCGCUACGUCUACGACACCAACGUCCUCGGCGUCUUCAACUCGGCCAAGGCCGCCGCGCAGCUCUGGAUCGAGUCGGGCUUCAAGAAGGGCUCCAUCGUCAUCACCUCGUCCAUGUCGUCCGAGAUCUACAACCAGGAGGGCCUCAACAAGCCGCUCACCCAGGUCUUCUACAACUCGUCCAAGGGCGCUGUCACCAACCUCGGCAAGUGCCUCGCCGCCGAGUGGGCGCAGCACGGCAUCCGCGUCAACAUUCUCGAGCCUGGCUUCUGCAACACGGAGCAGACCUCGGGCAUGGACGCCAAGAUCCGCGACUUCCAGGCCUCCAGCAUCCCCCUCGGCAGGUUCUCGGAGCCCCACGAGCAGGCCGAGCCCGCCGUGCUGCUGCUUUCCGACAAGGCUUCCUACAUGACCGGCUCGGUCAUCCGUCCCGACGGCGGCUUCACCAUCUGGUAA
This is a messenger RNA of Moesziomyces antarcticus, 786 nucleotides long. RefSeq names its product NADP-dependent mannitol dehydrogenase. Gene Ontology annotation, molecular function: oxidoreductase activity, acting on NAD(P)H, oxygen as acceptor. NCBI's taxonomy places the organism in Eukaryota, Fungi, Basidiomycota, Ustilaginomycetes, Ustilaginales, Ustilaginaceae. The record is from RefSeq and is a predicted model, not a curated record. The transcript is spliced from 2 exons. Gene Ontology annotation, cellular component: intracellular anatomical structure. Bases 1 to 786 code for a protein of 261 amino acids.